Propithecus coquereli (Coquerel's sifaka) is the source of this 1890-nucleotide messenger RNA. It is a transcript of the gene RTP5, whose product is annotated as receptor (chemosensory) transporter protein 5 (putative). Gene Ontology annotation, molecular function: olfactory receptor binding. The record is from RefSeq and is a predicted model, not a curated record. NCBI's taxonomy places the organism in Eukaryota, Metazoa, Chordata, Mammalia, Primates, Indriidae. Bases 1 to 1890 code for a protein of 629 amino acids. Gene Ontology annotation, biological process: detection of chemical stimulus involved in sensory perception of bitter taste; protein targeting to membrane; protein insertion into membrane. The transcript is spliced from 2 exons.
AUGGACGGAGCCAGGGCUGACGUGUGGGCCCGCACCUUUGCCCAGCUGAUGGCCGAGACGAAGCCCCAGGACGUCUGGGCUCUGCUCCCCCAGGACAGCCUGGUUGCAGGGCGCCUGGACAGCGGUGGUCUCCAGUACCGGCUAAAGGGGCUCUCCAGACUCCAGUGCAGCCGCUGCUUGUGGGCCUGGUCCUCAGCCCACGUGCACAUCCUCUUCCACCUGUGGUGGGACAGGGACCGUCGCCGGGGGCUGGUGAAGAUGCGGGUCUGGGGCCAGCGGUGCCGGCUGUGCCCCCCGCCCUGUAGCGACUGCCACGUGAGCCCUCUCAACGUCCACAUCUUCGUCAGCAGGCUGGUCCUGCACAUCCUGCAGAAAUGCUACGGGGACGGCCUCAGCCCCGACCAGUGCCCCGAGAUGUGCUUCGGGGACCGCUGUGAGGCCUGCGACCUGGGGGUCUGCUUCCUCCAGAAGGCCCCAGACCCUGCCUGGGGGCCGGUGGCCAGGAGCCCCGUCGCUGCUGAGGGCAGGCAUGCCGCGAACGACAGUCGCUUCCCCGUUGCCGCCUUGGGCAGCAGCGGCUCCGUCUCCAGGGGCACACCACUGCUCGCCCCCAGCAGUGGCCCCAUGGCCGAGUGCACCGGGGGCCUCGUCACCAUCUCCCUCUCUGUGUGUGAGUUCGUCGAGAGCCCCCUCUCUGACAGCCUCGACUUCCUCAGCAAGGGCUACGGCAUUGUCACUGUCCCCUUCUCCCUUGUGGACAUGGACAUGGACGAGGGGCCGGUCGCCCACAGCUGUGCCUCCCCUGGGGGCAGCUCCCUCCCCACAACUGGCAGUGGGGGGCCGGGUGUCCUUGGCAAGGGCUCCAUCUGUCUGUCUGGGAGUUCCACAGCCGCGCCCGAGGGCAAAGGCAUCGCGGUAGAUGUCAGAGACCCCAUCUUCCAGGCCAGAGGCCUCCUCAGCGAAGUCAAGACGACCUUCCAGCUUGGAGGCUUCCUUUUCAAAGGCGGGGGCGCCUCCUCCGGCCCCGUUGGUGUGGCCAGAGGCCAGGGCCCUGUCUCCUGCAGCCACGGCCUCGGGGUCUUGUGGACAGGCCCGCCGACAGGGUCCUACAUCGUUGGCCUCGGGCCUGACGGGGAGGGCUCCCUCACCUUCCCCCUGUCCUUCGCCAGGGCCAUCGGGGACAAGGACACCUACACCUGCUGCACGGAGGGUGAAGGGCAGGAGGGUGGCCGCCAGGGCCCUGCCAGUGGAGGAAACACCACCCCCCUGGAGACCGAUGUGGACGGCCCCACAGCCAGUGAGGAGCACUCAGUCACAUUUCCCUUCGCCUUUACUGAGGACGCAGGUGCCUUCACUGGUGUUGCCCAAGGCAAUGGGAAAGAGGGUGGUCACCAGAGCCUCGUGGCUGCCAGUCACGACCCCUGUCCAGAGACCAACGCUGGUGGCCUCACUUCCGAGGAUAAGGGCUCCCUGGCCUCCUCUUCCUUUCCUGACGACAUCAAAGGCAGAGACUCUUUCACUGACGUCACCAAAGGCAGAGAGAAGGAAGAUGGCAGCCAGGGCCCCGUCUGCAUCAGUGAGGGCUCCAUCACCAUCCCGUUCUCAGUCCUGGACAUAAUUCGCAAGGGACCCGGCCACAUCGCCCACAGCCCCCAAAACAAUGGCUUGGUCACCUACGGCUAUUACAGGAAGAGAUGGCUGAGGUCCAGGCUCGGCAAGUCCAGCCGUGGCAGCCGCAGAGAGGCAGACCUCUGCUCCGGCCGCGCCUGCCGGAGGCCACGUGCCGAACCCUACGAAGACGUGUGGAUCUGGGUUUCCAUGACCGUCUGCAUCUUCUGGCUGCUGUGCAUGUGCAGACUGAACCCUGGCAUCUUCCCCGAGCAAGUGUGA